This is a messenger RNA of Pollicipes pollicipes, 1406 nucleotides long. Its product is annotated as serine protease easter. Gene Ontology annotation, biological process: proteolysis. NCBI's taxonomy places the organism in Eukaryota, Metazoa, Arthropoda, Thecostraca, Pollicipedomorpha, Pollicipedidae. The record is from RefSeq and is a predicted model, not a curated record. Gene Ontology annotation, molecular function: serine-type endopeptidase activity.
GCUGGGGAAGGAGUGAGAUCGGCGGCCAGAAUGACUUCACUGCUAUUCUCCAAACGGCAACGUUACCGGUGCGACCUCUAACCAGCUGCGAGAGAGACUUCGAUUUCGAGGAGUUGGGCCUGGAGGGACGCAUCUGCGCUGGAGCCGGCCCCAACAGCUCUGACACGUGCCGUGGUGACUCUGGCGGCCCCCUCAUGGUGCCAGUGCGACAGGGCGUCCGGUGGUACCAAACGGGCAUUUCGUCGUUCGGCACGGGCGAAUGCGGCAAGCUCGCGGGCUACACCAGAGUCCUGGACUACACCGACUGGAUACUGGAGCAGCUUCGGAUGCCUUAAAGGGGACAUCCUGCACCAGGCCUUCAUCACCUUCAACGCGGAUGCGCGUUGUUUACCAAAAUGCGCGGUAUGUGCGGCAAACGAAAGCCUCCCACUCCUCGGAAGGGAAAAUUGUGAUAGCAGACCAUCAUGAAUUGAGGAAAAUUGGCAGGAUUCUUUCUGUGGCAUGAAUGCAGAAGCGCAAGCAUAUGCAUGCACAUGCAUCAGAGGCCUUGAAGACAUUGCGCGGUGCUCUAGUGGUGAAUCGAUCGGCGCCCGUGGCGCUCAGGGCCUGGUUAUGGUCUGAGGUAGCGUGUGUGUUUAUCUAGCCAACUACUCAUUGGCUUGUCUAGAUAUUGGCUCUGUGGUCGUUUGCAGGGAAGCACAGGGGUCGUUCACGAAAGCCUGGUUCGCCUGCAAUAGGAAUUUUGGUUUCCGAUAGGUGGCUAACUCAUGGUUAUAACAAGUUAUCUGCUUGGACUCGGACGCGUAGCGCGAUGUUGUGCAGUCAUGCUGGGUGUCAUGGUGAAAUGCUUUGAAGGCCUGUUUAUGCGGCGUUAUGAGUUUACAAAGUGUAUGCUGAAACUAGUUGGAUUUCAAUAUACCGGGAGGUUCUGUUUAAACGACGUUGUCAAGCAAGGAUCGGUUGUUAUGGCAACUCAACCUUUGGUAGCCACGCCCAUAAUCACGCUUAUGUAAAAUUUUGCGCAAAAUAUCAUGCAAUAACUAAAACGUGCAAUGCAGAGAACACUCUGAAUCUGUGCAAAUACUGCAUGAUAUACACAUCAAAAUACUGAGUUAUUCAAAUUCUCACGUCAUGACACCGGAACACACUACGAUGACCCAUACCGUGCAUGAAAUUUGUCGCCUAUUUAUGCAACGCAAACUCGUAAAUAACAAACUAUCGCAAACCGCGACCAUUGCACGACCAUCACGAAUAUUAAAGUCAUUCAAGGUCUCACACCCUGACACAAAAUAUGCAAUUCUAUGGUGAGAGCUGCCCGAAUGCUUAUCCUGGUCAUCGAAACCUUUCGUCUUGGCCACGCGUUUUUAUGGUUGGUGGUGAGCAGUCAACUGUUUCGAGCCCGAUGU